AUGGCACCCUCCGGGGGUGAUCCGUAUCGAUCGCCACCGAUUAUACGGAAAAGGACGUCAUUCCCGUUGGUGAUGGUGUUCCAUAAACUACUUGGUGUACUGGUUACCGUGCUGUUCAUCCUCGUCGUCACCGUCGGUAUUCCCGUCUACCUCGUUCUAGGCAUUAUCGGGUUUGUCAAGAAGAAGUCACGACGAUGGACGUACGAAGGCGGGUGUUGUACGCAUCAAUGGCCCAUUUGUGGUACGGUUCCAGAAUUAGCGGGUAUGAUACUGACGGGUAGUGUGGACAUGGACGCACUUAAUGAUGGACUUCAACGGGUUAUAGCUGAUAGUCGAUCGAAUCUCUAUAAAAAUCGAUCCAGUGACGUUAGCUCUCAACUAGGAAAAUUAUGGGACAACAGCAGUUAUCGAUUGGCAACCGAUAAUGAUCUGUUGGAUUUGCAACGGCAGGAAAACGUAUUGCCAACACAACAAACCACCCUGUCCUUAAUACCUGAGUAUUCGCAUACUCUCAAAAACUUGAUGACGUCAUCACUCCUAAUUACUUCGACAGCUGCCGAUUGUGCUUUCGUGUGCGUACAACGAAUACUCUGCAUUUGCAUGAAUGAGCGGACAUCAUUUGAGCAAUACGUUGCGAAAGCGCAUCUUCCUGAUAGAUACUGA
Cooperia oncophora is the source of this 663-nucleotide messenger RNA. NCBI's taxonomy places the organism in Eukaryota, Metazoa, Nematoda, Chromadorea, Rhabditida, Trichostrongylidae. The record is from the annotation of a GenBank genome assembly.